AAAGUGGCUGUUAGAUCCUGUAUCCAUGGAACCAAUGCCCCUGGGCAUGCAGUGCAAACCAUGGUAUAAAGAUGAUCUACCUUCCAAGUACUUCGCAAAGCACAAGAGAAAUCUUCAGCAGUUCCCUACUGCACUGGACAGUCGACGAUGGAUAUUUGUAAGAGAGGGGCUGGAUGACUUCAGGGAUGGUUGUCCAUCUUGUGAAAACAUGAUCAUUCGUGGCAAUAGGGAGGGCUUCCUUCCCAUGAUUUCUAACAAAGUUCCCCAGUCUGCCCCCAAAAAGAGGCACCGAGCGCUAGCUAAGGACCCAAACCUGUAUACCACCCUCUCACGAAUACAGCUAGAGCGGAAGGCACAUUUAAAAUACCUUGAUGCCUGCCUGGCCCCACAUCCCCUAGCUCACUAUACCCAUUUGGAAGAAGAAUUGCCAGAAGAUUUGUUAUUAAAGGUUUUGCAAGAGCUUGAUCCUUAUGGGGAACUUCGGGAUGCAUGGGAAUAUUGUCUUGGCACCAAAGAAACAAAAGAGUUGCCCAGAAAGCUUUCUGUAACUCCGCCUGAAGAAGUACCUCCACCUGAAGAAGUACCUCCGCCUGAAGAAGUACCUCCACCUGAAGAAAAACCUAAGCCUGCAGCAAAACGUAAGCCUGCAGCAAAACCUAAGCCUGCAGCAAAACCUAUGCCUAUAUUGAUACCUAAGCCUGCACUAAGACCUAAGUUAGUAAAACCUAUGUCUCUAUUAAGACCUAUGCCUGCAGCAAUACCUAAGCCUGCAGCAAUACCUAAGCCUGCAGCAAAACCUAAGCCUGCAGCAAAACCUAAGCGUCCAGUGAGAUCUCCGCCUGUAAUGUUAUCUCCGCCUAUAAUGAUAUCUCCACCUGCAAUGAGAUCUCCACCUGUAAUGAUAUCUCCGCCUGCAAUGAGAUCUCCGCUUGCAGAAACACCUCCACCUGAAGAAAUGCCUCCACCUGAAGAAAUGCCUCCACCUGAAGAAAUGCCUCCACCUGGAGAAAUGCCUCCACCUGGAGAAAUGCCUCCACCUGAAGAAAUGCCUCCACCUGGAGAAAUGCCUCCACCUGGAGAAAUGCCUCCACCUGGAGAAAUGCCUCCACCUGGAGAAAUGCCUCCACCUGAAGAAACGCCUGCACAUGAAGAAACACCUUCGCCUGGAGAAACACCUUCACCUGAAGAAACACUUUCAUCUGAAGAAACACCUUCGCCUCCAGAAACACCUCUCAUAAGGAUUCCUGGGACACGGCCAGAAUUUGUGAUUCAUGAAGAAAAUAAGCCACGCAAAAAGGCUUCCAAGAGUCGUCGUCGUAGUAGUAGAUAUGUACCAAGAGGAGUGCGUGAAUUCUGCAAAUGGGCUGCUUCUUAUGGAGACUUGGGCAUUGAUGAAGACUUCAUGAUGACACUGUUUGAUGCUAGCCGUGAGUACAAGGCAUUUUAUGAACCUGCCUGCAUGAAGAAAAUAACCCAGCUUCCUCCAGAGCUCAGGUACAACGCAGAUCUAACUGAAGAUGAUAUGGUUACAUUCUCCGUGGAAGAAAGAGAUUGGGAGAAAAAACUUAAGAAACCAAGGAAUCCUUACAAGCCCAACUAUGUGAAGAUAAGAUAUGGAGCAUGGUACCUGAAACCCAAGUUGUGGAAAAAGUUAGUAAAUGAUGAACCUUUAAUUGAUCCUAAGAUCAUACUUGAAGAGCUCCGGAAGCAAGCUCAACAGGACAUUCUUGAAGAUCUUUAUGGAACAAUUGCCUUUAAAGAUUUCAUUCUAAGCAAAGGCUAUGAGAUGCCAAGCUUACUUGAGAAAUUGUUCCGCAGGAAGGGAUGGAGAUAUGACAGUGUUAACACUCCUAUGCAGAAAGUAAUGAAAAUGAAUCCCCUCUUAGAGGAUGAUGACUGUGAAGAUGCAUAAACAGUGUUUGACUUAAUAGCAAUGAAAAAAGAAUUCAAGAUCCAUGUCUCACCAGGGAUGUACAGACUUUGAUCUAGCAAUAAACAUAAGCUUGAACUCAGUAA
Erinaceus europaeus (western European hedgehog) is the source of this 2016-nucleotide messenger RNA. RefSeq names its product putative protein FAM47D. The transcript has a single exon. The record is from RefSeq and is a predicted model, not a curated record. The coding region runs from base 26 to 1912 and encodes 628 amino acids. NCBI's taxonomy places the organism in Eukaryota, Metazoa, Chordata, Mammalia, Eulipotyphla, Erinaceidae.